Molecule: messenger RNA, 4409 nt
Organism: Porites lobata
Lineage: Eukaryota; Metazoa; Cnidaria; Anthozoa; Scleractinia; Poritidae
Source: the annotation of a GenBank genome assembly
AUACUUUCAAACUUUGCUUUUUUUUUUAAUGGCACAGCCCACGUUUCAGAAAUGGCCGAUGAGAGUGAAGUUGUGGCUGAAAUGGCACAGAAAGCCUUUGCUUCAUCUUCCAACUACGAGAAUGUUCGUGCCAAUUAUUCUCGCGAGGCAGUAGAGUUCUUUUUGCGCAAACUUGGUGUGAACUGGGACAACCAUGACAAAGCUGCAGAGAACCAAACAGAUCGCCCUUUUACUAUCUUAGAGGUCGGUUGUGGCACGGGAAAAUUUACUCGCGUCAUGUUAGAAGUGUUGAAAGAUAAGAACGUGAGAGUGAUUGCAAGUGAGCCACUGCGAAGCAUGCGUGAGCAGUUAAAACUUAUGGUGCCUGAUACGGAAAUUAUCCAAUGCCCAGCUGAGAAUAUACGUAAGCUGCUUAAAACUCUAUGUUAUGUGCACAAAAACGAUAUCUUACAUGUCAUUUCAUCUCUUUCGAAUUGCUUGCCACCUUCUCCACUUUUCUGAUACUAAAGCCUUUGCAGGGCCUCCAAGGCCUCUGCUAGCAGGGAAUUGCAGGGCUUUUGCUAAUGUGUAUUAUUAAAAUUGUAUCAUUGGAUAAUGCAAUUCUACAGCUCUAAUUAGCUUAGCCAUCAUGGUAUAUGAGCCAUUAGUAAAAUCCAACUAGUGGUGUAUUAUCAAUGCUGUGUUCUGAUUGGUUGAGCUACUACUAGGCUAUACAGUCGAACCCCGCUAUUUUGAACUCGGUUAAUUCGAAGUCCCCGCUAUUUCAAAGGAAGAUCGAAUUCCCUUGGAUUUACCCUUCCCCUUUACGCUUCCCCGGUUAUUGCGAAACCCCACUAUUUCGAACUUUUGUCCAUUUCCUUUGGGACUUCGAAAUAGCGGGGUUUGACUGUAUGUUAUAGCCCACUAGUAGCGAAAAGUGCGGGCUUUUUGGUGGCAAAAAAGGAUUAAAGUCUAGCUUUUACAUAGCUAAAUCUUUUUUAUUCUUGAUAUUUUUGACCAACUAGUUGGAUUUUACUAAAACAAUAUUAUUAUUCCUCUCGCUCUCAUGGCCUCUGAGUCAAUAACCCAUUCGGCCUUCAGCCUCAUGGGCUAUUGACUCAGAGCCCAUUCGGGCUUGAGGAAUAAUUGUUAAUUAUACCAUACUCUCCAAAUAUGGUAAUUGUACACUUCUGCUCAAAAAUUAAAAAUAAGCUGAAAAUCAGUUGUUUUUACAAAUAAAGUCGGGAAAAAUUCUUGAUAUUUUGUGGGCGUUUUGAAUAAAACAAUUAAUCCACUCAUGCUUGUUGGAUAUGAGAUGAUUAUAGCUAACUUGGCGUUACAAACCUUGUUGACUAUCUACCAUCUCAUAUCCAACGUGCACUAGUGGAAUAAUUGUGAAAUAAUAUGAGGCUUAUUUCGCGCAACACAAUAACAUUCCAUAAAAUAUUUCUGGUGUUCACGGUUUUGUGAGUUUCACAGUAAGGGCCGAGGCAUCUAGGGAUAUUUUGAAAAUCAGAGUCUCAGUAAUGGCGUUUCCAGGUGUAUACAAGAGAGGUUUCCCACCGUGGAUGCCAUGUUGUUUUGUCAGAAUACAGCAAAGCCGUCAAAAUGUCCCUGGCAUUCGAAGACAUCACACAGUUGGAAUGUUUCACAGGUCUAAACCUGUUACAAUAUGCAUUCAGUGUCAUUACUUCUGGGAAACAGAUGCUUAAUUUUAUUCAAUGAUGCUUAAUUUUUUUUUGUUAGCAAUAAAAUAUUAUGGUAGAAGAAGAUGAAAGUAGCCGGCUAAGGAUGGCUAACUAGCCAGCAGUUUUGGCCAGCUACCGGCCCUUAUUGACAGCCCUGACAGGCGCGGAUCUAAGAUAAAUACUGACCGUUUUCCAAAACGAGCGUCGAAGGCGUAAGCUUCUAGGGCGGUCUGAGGAAUGCACCCCAGUGAAUUUUUUUUUUUUCACUCCCUAAAGUCACCUGAGUGAUUCAGUCAGGAUAUUGGCCAGAUUUUAACUUGGAAAGUUUUUUUUUUCAUGAAAAAUUUAUUUAUCUAUGAAAACUCUGACCGAUUUUUGUAAAACGGUGAAAACCGGUGUGGAUCCGCGCCUGCCUGAAAUUUUUUCCUUAUAAUGAGGUUUCGUUAUAUCCAGGCUCUUUUUCAUAUGCUUUACUGUUACUGGGGUGAAAAAAAUAGUUUGUCAUACCGAGGACUUAUUUAGGGGUUUGUUAUAUUGACAUUCCAGUGUACAGUAAAACACAGGUUUAAGAACCUAGUGGUUUAAGAACCUGCCGGCAGAAAUUUGCCAUGUUAAUACGCAAAAAUAUAAGAACCUGUUUAGCUAAGCAAGAUGAAACAGGUUCAUGUGAGUUACAGUUUAAUUUAUUAUGAUAAACAAUUUAACCACACUGUUUGACUUCAAGAAUGCAGAAUUACUUUGAUGCCAAAAAGUCUAGUUAGAUAACAUUCGUAUGUUUAUUCUGUAAUUAGUUUUGUUAGGCUUGUGAAAAAGUAGUGCACAUAGGACGAAAUUCAAGUUUAUUUAUUUUUCUGGUGAAUAUCAAUAACUGUAUCUCCUCAAUAGAAAAUACUAGCCAAUAACUACCCGAAAAUACAGGAACCUAUUUUGCCAGACUGCAAUAAAUCUACGGUAAGUAUAUUACAAUGGAUUCACCUUCACCUUCCCAUUUCCAUCUCUCUAAGAGAGGAGAUGGGAACAAUAUUUUUGUGGUCUAUAUUUAAUAAGGACCAAUCAUUGUGGGCCUUUACAAAUUAAUACAUGGUUUGCACAAUCUUGAAAAGUCCUCGAACUUUAGGGGAAGUCCUUGAAAAGUCUUACUUAUUUGAUAGAAUAUUUAAGAAGUUUACCUGAUACGUUGUAUAUACCUCCAGUUGUAAUUUUAGUCUUUUUUUCUAAUAACAAAACCCCUGUGCUUGAGUUUGUGUGAGGGGUUUUUCUUUCUGUGUGUUGUUGCAUUUCUUUUCUUUUCCUUUUUUUCUUAAUAUGUAAUAUAACACCUUUAUUUAUAAUUGUUGUCCUGCCUAGAUUAGCGGUAUAGCUAUUUGUGGGGUAUAAAGUAUUGUAAGCUUCACAGAUCUUGAAUACAAUACAUUGUUGUUGUUGUUGUUGAAUUCCAUUUUUCCUGGAAGAGUCCUUAAAUUUCUGUGCAAGUCCUUGAAUUGUCCUUGAAAUUGUUCUUAACUUUGAAUGUAUUGGCUUGGAAAGUGUUUUUUUAAUGCUUUUUGGUUGUCCAAGACAGAACAUAUAUCAUAGCUCAGCAAAGUUAAAGGUGAUUUACAUAAAGUGUUUUUUGUUUUAUACAGUAAUUAACUAUCAAUUUUAUUUUAAGACAAGACUGAACUGAAAAAUUUAGAACAGUUGGUGGAGCAAACAGUUCAAGCCUUAACGUCCUGUUGAGUGGACUGGAAAUGUGCAUUUUUGUACAAUCUGUGAAAUUAACUUCCUUGUAGGUGGUGCUUGGAAAGUCCUUAAUUAAAAAAUGGUUGCAGUGUAAAAUAACAAUUUUUGAUACAUAGAAACAACCUGAUAUGUUAAUUUCUAAGUUAUCCUUCCUUCCUUUUUUCCAGCCCUUCCUGAUGCAAGUGUGGAUGUAGUAAUUGCUGCUCAAAGUUUCCACUGGUUUACAAACCGUGCUGCUCUAGAAGAAUUCCAUCGUGUUCUGGCCCCAAGGGGCUCAUUUGGCAUGGUUUGGAUCAUACUUGACGACAUGGCCGCCGUAUGGUUGAAAGAGAUACAAAAAUUUCUUGGUAUUUUGGAUGAGAAGUAUGCUCUCUUUUUUCCUUUCAUGCAAGGGUGGAGAAAAGUGUUCACUGAUCUCUCACAAGGCUUAUUUAGCAACCCAGAAGAAUGUAUAGACUUUAAGUAUUCUAGAACAAGUUCUUUUGAUCAUGCCUUCAAGAUGUUGUCAUCAUAUUCCCCGGUAGCAGGUGGGAGUGAAAAAGAUAAGAAAGAUUUCCAUGAUCUGUUUAAUGAUGUAACUAAAAGGCAUUUUAAAGAUAAGGGAAUUCCUUUAGAAACUAUUCCAUUUAAAUUUUACAUGUACUGGUGUAGUAAGAAAAAUUAAUCCUUUUUGUUUUCUGGGUUUGAUAACACAUUCACGCCCAAUUUCCCCUGCCUUCUUGUGUGGAUUCAAGUCAAGUCAAGUCAGGUUUUAUUUCACUUUACAAUGGAAAUACAGAGGUUAAUAAAAAAUAAUGGGACUACAGGCAUAAAGAUAACAGAAACUAAAAGACAUAUAAUGAAGGGAGUUGGAGCAAUUAAGAGUUUUCAAAGAUAACUCCCAAAAAUGAAAUCUGAAAUUAUGAUUUAGAAUUAUAUUAAUAAUAAAUAAAAAAUUUAUUAUUAUAGUUAUUUAAGGAAUAGACCACACUUUCUAUGGGUUUACCGGCGUGAUGACCCAAGCGGGAUGUUAGGAGAAGA